AAAGAGGCCCGUCUCAGUCGUGAUCUCUGUGCGCCGGAAGCAAGCUACAGUUUUAUCUCUGUAACAGUACAAAGCGCUGUGAAGAGGGGCAGGCCGCCCUACUGUUUCCCCUUUUUAAGCCUCUGUUCUUCGAUUCACUGCAAAAAUAUAGUGUCAAACUGCGCAUAAUCAUCCCCACAGUGUGGGGCUAUUCCAAGUUGACUUGUAGGGUUUUGCUCUGUUGCUAUCAUCGCUACUCUAUGCCGUCACCAUCAAUAAUUAAUAACCAAUAGCAUAAUAUCUCUGACGAGUGAGGACCGUUUUUCCGCUGAAUUGAAAGAAAAUAUGCUCGAAACAGUCAAAUACCUUAUCGGCUCCGCCGGCCCCAGCGGCUUCGGCUCCAAAUCGACCGCCGAGGAGGUUACCGAGAUGAGUCCUCGUCUGUGCUCCGUCACCGCCAUCAUCACUGGUGCGACGUCGGGAAUCGGAGCGGAGACGGCUCGUGUGUUGGCCAAGCGCGGAGCACGCCUGGUGCUUCCGGCUCGGAGCGUGAAGGCCGCCGAGGAGACGAAGGCUCGUAUUCUGUCGGAGUCGCCGGGCGCGGAGAUCGUCGUGAUGCCGCUCGAUCUUAGUUCUCUCGCUUCUGUACGGAGGUUUGUUGCAGAGUUCGAAUCUCUCCAUCUGCCUCUCAAUCUCCUCAUAAACAAUGCUGGAAAAUUCGCGUACAAGCAUUCAGUUUCAGAGGACGGCAUCGAGAUGAGUUUCGCCACUAACUAUCUAGGCCAUUUCCUACUAACGAAGCUACUGCUCGGCAAGAUGACGGAGACGGCGAAAUCAUCCGGCAUUCAAGGGAGAAUCGUGAAUGUGUCCUCCGGCAUCUACAACUGGUUUCCCGACGACAUUAUCGCUUACUUCCGAGAUGUAAGCAAGGACCCAAGUCUCUACGACCCGACACGUGCGUACGCUCUAUCGAAGCUGGCUACCUUUCUGCACACCAAAGAACUUGCUCAGAGGCUUAAACAAAUGGAGGCAAACGUGACGGUGAACUGUGUUCACCCUGGGGUUGUGAAAACUAGACUCAAUCGCGAACGUGAAGGGUUCCUCACCGAUUUAGCAUUCUUUUUGGCUUCUAAGCUUUUGAAGACGAUCCCUCAGGCUGCAUCGACAACUUGUUAUGUUGCAACUGAUCCGAGGCUUGCAAAUGAAAGCGGGAAAUUCUUCGCAGAUUGCAACGAGAUUUCUAUUUCUUCCAAGUUUGGGUUCAGUUUAACAGAAAAUGCAAGGUUGUGGCAGGCUUCUGAUGUAUUGGUUUCACCACACUCAAAUCCAUUCCAAGGCUUAGUGUAAAACCAAACAACAUCGUAUCGUUAGUUACCGCAACUACAUCAUCUACCAGAGGAAUAUUAUACCAAAAAGAACUCAUCAAAAAUAUAAACUAUUAGUAUA
This is a messenger RNA of Ipomoea nil (Japanese morning glory), 1425 nucleotides long. Its product is annotated as short-chain dehydrogenase TIC 32, chloroplastic-like. The coding region runs from base 325 to 1326 and encodes 333 amino acids. The transcript has 7 exons. The record is from RefSeq and is a predicted model, not a curated record. Lineage: Eukaryota; Viridiplantae; Streptophyta; Magnoliopsida; Solanales; Convolvulaceae.